Molecule: messenger RNA, 3511 nt
Organism: Phialemonium atrogriseum
Lineage: Eukaryota; Fungi; Ascomycota; Sordariomycetes; Cephalothecales; Cephalothecaceae
Product: mitochondrial initiation factor 2
Exons: 3
Coding region: 90-3317 (1075 amino acids)
Biological process (GO): translational initiation
Cellular component (GO): cytoplasm
Molecular function (GO): translation initiation factor activity; GTP binding; GTPase activity
Source: RefSeq, a predicted model, not a curated record
AGGGAAAGUGCGAAAUUUCGUGUCUAGCAUCGCACCAGGAUUCAAUGGUGUGAAUCAGAGCAUUUCAAGCCAAGACCUCUUCAGCGAGCAUGUUGAGAGGUGGGAUAUGGCGGAAUCGGAGCCGUUUUAAUCGAGCUCUCGGCUUUCAAGUUGGCCAAGUUCGCGCGAAUUGGCAACAAUCCGAUCCCUCAAGCACAAGUUCGUCGUCAAACCCGUCACAUUCCAGUCGCGAAGGAGAUAAGGCCUUGCCAUGGCGAACAUCGGCGGCACCGCCAUCCGCGAAUGCAGCUAGACUUUCCGCUGGUAGCAAAAGCUGGGGAAGUAGCUGGGGACCUUCGAGUAUCACGGCACGCCCUGCAGGAGCCGAUGCGGAGAUUGACAAUGGACUUCUGCCUCAUGAACAAACAGCUCGAGCUGAGGCAGCCCGGCGAAAGGCGGCAGCUCCAGCAGCUACUGAAGUCUCGGGCUCGGGGGCGCAGUCCACAGCUGAGGCUCGGGCACAGGGGUCCAAUGCCUCGAGUCCUCCAUCAUCGCAGAGGUUGUCCGGCAACACCGCGCCUCAUUUUCCCCGUAUAGUUCCCGCACGCAUCAGGCCAGCAGCUCCCGAUCGAGACCGCCGGGCCCCACCACGCCCACCUGUAGGCCUCGAUCCCCGUCAAUCACUCUCCCGUCCUCCGUCAGGCCCGAGACGACUCCCUCUGGAACAAACAGAAUCUCAUGUCGAUGGGCACAGACCGCACCGUUUAAGGCCGUCUCCGUUUGCUUCUCUAAAAGCAGAAAUCAAUGCUUCAUUCGACCUUCGUGGUGAUGCAGAACUGCCGCGGCAAACGUCCCGAGAGACUAUGGGGAGGAUAAGUAUGGAUUCGGUUUCUGGCGGCGGGGAAGGGAAUCGACCAGAAUGGGCACAUCUUCGCAGGCGACAUUUACCACAUACCUCUACCGAGCGGCCGAAGAGCCUCGACUCCUUUGUAGGUCGCCCGAGCUCUGUACUCGGCAAAAGUGGCCGCAAACUUGCCACCCCCUCCGAAACCCAGAGCGAGAGUUCUGGUGACCCCUGGGCCAGGGUCCAAAGUCAACUUGAAAACCAGGCUGCUAGCCAGGAGAGCAGGGAGAAACCGGUCGAUUCUCGCAACUGGGACUGGGUCGACAACUUUGAAAACAAAAAGGUCCGUGGUCGGUUGGACGCGGAUUCAGGGGCUCGGAGAGAAUCCAGUGCCUGGGAAAUUAGGGAGCAAGAGCCGAAUAUAACGCCUCAAGAAGGAGCGGGUGGAGCGGGGCCAUGGAGGCGAGAUCAGUUCGCCCGGCCCGAUGCGGAUCGGGGGUUCGAUAGGAGGAACCGCCCUGAGCGACCGAAGAAGCCAAAGGUCUACCGGCAGCGAAAUGACCAGGACGAGGACGAGGAUUUUGACGAGGAGCACGUAAAGGAACGGCGACGCCGCAAAGCGGAGAAGAAGGCCCAGAGGGAGAGGAAACAGCUGGCCGCCGAGCAAGCCGGGCCGACGCCAAUUCUUCUCCCCGAGUUCAUCAGCGUUGCAAAUCUCGCUGUUGCCCUCGGUAUAAAGCAGGAUAUAUUCCUUCGACAGCUCGAAGAACUGGGCUUUGAGAACAUUGGCCAUGACAACAUCAUGACUGGCGAGACUGCAGCCCUGGUGGCACAAGAAUAUGGGUUCGAGCCCUCGGUAGACACAGGAGAGGGAGUGGAUCUCAAGCCGCGACCCCCGCCGGAAGACCCAUCAACCUUGCCGCCGCGGCCGCCGGUAGUGACCAUCAUGGGCCAUGUUGAUCACGGCAAGACCACGUUACUCGACUACCUUCGGAAAUCGUCUGUUGCAGCACAGGAGCAUGGCGGCAUCACCCAGCAUAUUGGAGCGUUCUCUGUUCAGAUGUCGACUGGGAAACGAAUCACGUUCCUUGACACCCCUGGGCACGCAGCUUUCCUGACGAUGCGCCAGCGGGGUGCCCUUGUAACUGACAUAGUCAUUCUGGUUGUUGCGGCCGACGAUAGCGUGAAGCCUCAGACCAUCGAGGCCCUGAAGCACGCCAGGGCGGCCAAGGUCCCAAUCAUUGUGGCUAUUAACAAAGUCGACAAGGAUGAAGCUCGAAUUGACCUCGUCAAGUCUGACCUGGCCAAGAACGGGGUUGAGAUUGAGGACUACGGCGGCGAUGUGCAGGUCGUCUGCGUCAGCGGGAAGACGGGGCAGGGAAUGGACGAUCUGGAGGAAAACAUCGUCACGCUCUCGGAAAUCCUUGACAUGCGGGCAGAGCCGGAUGGCAUGGCGGAGGGGUGGGUGUUGGAGUCGAGCGUGAAGCCGAUCGGCCGCGUUGCAACGGUGUUGGUGAAGCGAGGCACUCUCCGGAAAGGCGACUGCAUCGUUGCCGGGAAGGCGUGGGCCAAGAUCAAGGUCCUCAGGAACGAAGCUGGGGUCGAAGUCGAAGAGGCUCCGCCCGGAACCCCGGUUGAGAUCCUUGGCUGGAAGGAACCUCCCGAUGCCGGCGACCAAGUUCUCCAGGCUCCCGACGAGGGCAAGGCCAAGGAUGCAGCUCACUACCGUGAUGAGCUCGACCAGAGGGAAAAGGCCGUGGCCGAUAUCGCCCGGCAGGACCAAGAGAGACGCGAGCGUGAACUGGCUGUCGCUGCCACUGAUGAUGGUGCCGAGGAGUCGGGCGAGACGGAUCCCGAGAGCCCCAAAACCAAGAUCAUCAAUUUCGUCGUCAAAGGCGAUGUGCAUGGCUCGGUCGAGGCCGUUUGCGCUUCAGUCGUGGAAAUCGGCAGCAACGAGGUCCGGCCAAGGAUUCUACGUUCUGCCACCGGUCAGAUUACUGAGUCCGAUGUCGAGCAUGCUGCCACGUCGGGCAGCCUCAUCAUAAACUUCAACAACACCAUCCCAGGUCAUAUCAAACGGCUGGCAAACGAGGCCGGCGUAAAGAUACUGGACCACAACAUCAUCUACCACCUCGCAGAUGACAUCAGGGACACCUUGUCCGAGCACCUGGCUCCCGACAUCUCGACGAGGGUUCUCGGCGAAGCCGAGGUGCUGCAGGUAUUCCCCAUCAACCUCAGGGGUCGUGUCUUCAAGAAUAUUGCCGGGUGCAGGGUGAGGAACGGGCAGGUGAGCAGGAACGCAAAGUAUCGCGUCCUGCGCCGCGGGGAGAAGGUCUUUGAAGGAGACGUUGACGCCCUCAAGCACGGCAAGAAGGAGGUAGCGGAGAUGCGUAAAGGAGCUGAGUGUGGCAUCUCCUUUGUGGACUGGGAGGAGUUCCGUGUGGGUGACCAGAUCCAGGCGUUCGAGGAGAUCACCAAUAAGAGGCACCUGUAAUAAGUGGCAAGUAAGACUUACAGCAGACAAGAGCAUCGGUUGGUCAUAUAUCGGGGUGGUUGGCUGGGGACGUCAUGUCAUGUUAUGUACGAGUACAUAUGGCCGCAUUGUAGACUAGAGGGGCACUAUAGACCUACCUUAUGUACUAUAUUGAUACACAUCUCACUUGGAUCGAACCGUGGUGUGCCCAGGUG